AUGAAGUUCUUCGCUACCGCCCUUGUCCUCGCUGCCACCGCCAUGGCCCUGCCCCACGAUGGUGGCUCCGGUGACUCCGCUGGCUCAGGCAACAGCAACGUCCAGUUCCCAAUCGGAAACAAGUACACCGUCGAGCAGGCCCAGGCCAAGUGUGGCAAUGACGCCAAGGUCUCUUGCUGCAACAAGGCCACCUACACCCACGACAUCACCACUGCCAACACUGGCCCUCUGGCCGGUGUUCUGGGGACUGCUCUGGGCGGCGGACCCGGUGGUGACGGCCUUGGUCUCUUCGGCCAGUGCAACGACAUCAGCGCCAACGUUCCUGUUCUGAACGUCGUCGGUGGCGGCGUUGACCAGCUCAUCAAUCAGAAGUGCAAGCAGAACAUUGCCUGCUGCCAGAACACCGACUCCAACGCCGAAGGCAACGUGGUCGGCGUCGCCGUCCCCUGCGUUGCCCUCGGCUCCCUUCUGUAA
Molecule: messenger RNA, 474 nt
Organism: Penicillium argentinense
Lineage: Eukaryota; Fungi; Ascomycota; Eurotiomycetes; Eurotiales; Aspergillaceae
Product: hydrophobin family protein
Exons: 3
Coding region: 1-474 (157 amino acids)
Cellular component (GO): fungal-type cell wall
Molecular function (GO): structural constituent of cell wall
Source: RefSeq, a predicted model, not a curated record